GCCCGGCCACUCGAGACUCGAGAGCGGCACAAUGCCUCCCUCCCUGCACCCUCCCCACCUCCACUUCCACAAGCUCAAGCGCCGCCGCCACCACCCCGCCGCCAUGGCCAAGAAGAGCCUGGCCGCCAUCCUCUACAAGUUCCGCGACGUGCACGCGCGCCCGCCCUCUGCGGCCUCGCCGCCGGCGCCGUCGACCCCGUCCGCGCACUACGCCCAGCGCUGCUACCCGCCGCCGCCGUCCGCGUGGCCCUGGCCGUCGUGCCGGCACCCGCGCACCAGCUCGUUCCGCGGGCCCAAGGACGACGACGCCGCGGUGUUCCGGACCCUGAACAGCGUCUACGACACGACCUCGGAGCAGUUCCUCCGGCGCUCAUCGUCCAUCGAUGUGGCGGCGUGCGUCGACCGGAGCCCCCUGUCGUUGCUCGGAGAGGCCGUUGCCGUCGCGGAGCAGGUGGACGAGGAGGACAAGGAGACGGAGCUGCGUGAGACGGCCGUCGUGCGCGGCAUGCGUUCGGAGAGGCUGUUCUUCGAGCCGGCCGGCGCAGAGUUCUUGCCCAAGAAGCAGAGGUUUCAGGGAGUGACGCCGGCGAGAGGCAAGAACGAGGCGGCCACCGCGGCAGUGGCAGUGGCAGGCGUCAACAGCGAGGAACCAGCGACGACAGACGCGCCGCGCGACAGGGACGAGUCGGCGGCGGAGGCCGUCGCGGCGAAGGGCAGCAGCGCGGUGGUGGUGACAGUGGAGUCCAAGGACCCGUACGGCGACUUCAGGGCGUCCAUGGCGGAGAUGGUGGCGGCGCACGGGCUGCGCGACUGGGAGGCCCUGGAGGAGCUCCUGGCGUGGUACCUCAAGCUCAACGCCAAGGGCGUCCACGCUGCCAUCGUCGGCGCAUUCAUCGACCUUCUCGUGACCAUGCAGCCGCAGGCGUCGUCGCCGCCGUCGCUGCCGUCCCAGUCGCCCUCGUCGUCGUGCAUCACCUUCGAGGAGUACUCCUCGGCAACCUUUGACGAGGAAGACGGCAAGAGCUGAGCUGAGGCCGAGGUGUUCCGUGUUCGCUGUUUUUAAUCUUUUUUUUUCUUGUCUCAUUCAGAGACUGUAGUUUUUUUUUUUUUUGUGAAUUGUUUUGUGCACCUUAUGGAAGAAUGGAAGGUGAGGCCUGAAUGCAGCCAUGGUGGAUGUACAGUUGCUAAAACUAGUUGAUGCUGACCAUCAGAAUAGAUUAAUGCCUAGACAACUAAUUGACCAUAUUUUAUUUUC
This is a messenger RNA of Sorghum bicolor (sorghum), 1255 nucleotides long. Its product is annotated as transcription repressor OFP13. Gene Ontology annotation, biological process: negative regulation of DNA-templated transcription. The transcript has 2 exons. The record is from RefSeq and is a predicted model, not a curated record. NCBI's taxonomy places the organism in Eukaryota, Viridiplantae, Streptophyta, Magnoliopsida, Poales, Poaceae. Bases 32 to 1027 code for a protein of 331 amino acids.